UCCAGAAUGCCAGUCCUGUUGCUAUGACGAAUUUAUUGAGAAAAUCCAAAGCCAGUCAGUCAGAGCCAUCAUGAGCAGAAAUCCGUCCGUGAGAAGAACCAAACGGGAGUACAUAUCAAGUCAAAGUUCAUCAUGAGUGUGUGUCGUGCCGAGGAACAAACCGGACGCCACAGAAAUCUGGGAGAGGCAGGCAGCAAGGAGAAAGAAAGAUGAGCAGUCAAUGGCCUCCCGGGCCAGGGACAGCGUCCCUCUAAACGUGCAAUGUCACGCUCUCCCUGUCUCCUCCAGUGCCCAUCGCAAAGUUCGCGACUGCAAUUCGCUGUGAUGGAAGAAGGCCAUGGACAAGCACAGAGCGGCAUCUUCUGGUUGCGGAGCGAGGCGAUCGAGUGAGUGUCUUGUCGUGCAGCAGCUCGCGGAGGAUCUAAAUCUCUGAAUCUCUGAAUCCCGAGGCGACGAGACAUCGAGCAGAGCUCAGGGUGUUCGUCGAGUCCCUGCGGCGGGGCCCUGCGUUUGCGGCAUGCCACAUCUGCAGGCGGACGCAGAAUGAGACAAGAGUCUGGAGGAGCUAGCUCGUGAAGCAGUUGUGCGGGCGUCGUCGGCCCUUUCUCACUAGCACGACGAGUUCCAGCGCCCGCCUGCCCGUGCGAGCGACUGCCGGUCAGCAGCUAGCCGGUUUAUGGACCACCGGAUCAUUUAAAAAUAACUCUGCUCUCGUUCUCGCGAAGAGGCAGCUGCUGCCGCCGCUGCUUCUGCUGGCCCCGCCCGCGGCUUCUUUGCGGCGACGGGAGCGAGGACGAAUAACGAGCAGCAGCAGCAGCAGUAGCAGACGACGAGAGAUCGACGGGGAGAGGGAUUCUGAGUUUGCUCCCAAGUGAGGACGUGGCCGGGGCUCCGAGGAAGGGCAUUUUCUCGGCAUUUUCUCUCGAGCAAUUGCGUUGCAUUUCUGCUGAUCUUUCUUCUUUUGCCCUCGGGAGGAGGAGAGGACGGGACGGCACGGGGGUCGGCAACUGCGGCUGAUGUUAGCGUGUCUGGUCUGGGUCGGUCUGGGUUGAGAUGUGUGGGAUUUGAGACGGGGUUUCAAUUCGAGUGCGCCCCUUGCCUGACUGCGUGCAUUGACGGGGCUGUAUCCGGUACCCGCUCCGUGUUUGGUUUGAUCUCUUCCUCUGUGUCCUGCUGUAGCCUUGGGGGGAGCUGUUGGUCUCCGUUGUGACCCUUCUGUUGUUGGUGGGUCGGUCGGGCCUCAUUGUCGCUUCCUGCUCUGUGGUUUGUGGAACUGUGGCUGUGUUUUGAGUCCGGGAAUGUUUUUAUGAUGAGGAGCGCUGUCGAGACAUUUGCUCUGGGACUGAGCCGAGAUUUGCAGGCGCCUCGUAUGUCUUAUAUGUAAGACCUCCAGAUUGUUUAUGCGGUUCCGGACUGGUUGGGAGCGAUGGCGCCAGAUUCGGAAGCACUUUCUCAUCAUGUUCAUCCAUAUGAAUUUGCCAACACUUCCUCGGAUUUCGACGAUGUUGACACGGGCAAAUCGGAGCAGCCUCUGCCGUCGAAACCUGAUAGAGAAUGGGAUGGUGUCAAGGUCGAUGAAGUGGACGUUCCAGAUAGACGCGGAUGGCGAAAGUUGAUGGCAUAUGUUGGUCCCGGAUUCUUGGUGUCGAUAGCCUACAUCGACCCUGGAAAUUUUGAAAGUGACUUGCAAGCAGGAGCGCGUUACCAGUACCAGUUGCUAUGGGUCAUUCUUCUAGCUUCUUGUUUUGCGUUGAUCAUUCAGUCUUUAGCAGCGAACUUGGGUGUUGUAUCAGGAAAGCACCUGUCUGAGCACUGCCGAUCGGAGUAUCCAAGGAAUAUAAACUUGGGGUUGUGGUUGCUCGCUGAGCUCGCAAUUGUUGCGAGUGAUAUCCCGGAAGUUAUUGGGUCUGCCUAUGCGUUGAAUAUGCUUUUUGGAAUUCCUGUGUGGGCCGGAGUCUUACUCACCGGCUUCAGUACUCUCAUGCUUCUUGCACUGCAGCAAUAUGGGGUUCGCAAGCUGGAGUUAUUGAUUGCGUUUUUGGUGUUUACGAUGGCAGCUUGCUUUUUUGUGGAGCUGGGAUAUGCGUCACCUCCUCUCGGUGACAUGUUGACUGGCUUAAUUGUUCCAAAACUUGAUGGAUCGGGAGCGACAGGGCUUGCUAUCUCUCUCCUGGGGGCCAUGGUCAUGCCACACAACCUUUUUCUCCAUUCCGCCCUGGUUUUGACACGGAAAAUUCCAAGGAAUACAUCCAGUAUUAAGGAUGCAUGCAGGUAUUACCUUGUGGAAAGUGGGUUUGCCCUCUUUUUGUCUUUCCUGAUCAACGUAUGUGUCAUUUCCGUAAGCGGAGCCGUAUGCAGCAGCAAGGACUUGUCCGAAGAAAAUCGUGACAGUUGUAGCAACUUGGAUCUCAAUCGUGCUUCUUUCUUACUUCGAAACGUUCUUGGUAGGUGGAGCUUUCAACUUUUUGCCAUAGCUCUGCUGGCAUCAGGUCAGAGCUCGACUAUCACGGGAACAUAUGCCGGGCAAUAUGUGAUGCAGGGUUUUCUAAACCUACAAUUUCAGCCCUGGCUGAGGAACCUUUUGACUCGAAGUGUGGCAAUCGUACCAAGUUUGAUUGUUGCACUCAUAGGAGGAUCUGCAGGAGCCGGAAAGUUGAUUAUUAUUUCAUCGAUGAUUUUGUCGUUCGAGCUUCCAUUUGCACUCAUCCCUUUAUUGAAAUUCACGAGUAGUACAACCAAGAUGGGCCCAUACGCGAAUUCUUUAACGGUGACAUCGGUUACUUGGGUCAUCGGUUUUUGUGUCAUGUUGAUCAACAUAUACUUUGUUUCAAGUGCUCUCUGGGAUUGGAUAUUGCACAGUAGCUUUUCCAUUGUUAGCUUGAUCUUACUAGGGUCGAGUGGAGUCUUGGGCAUCCUCGUUUAUCUAGGAGCCAUCAUAUACCUUGCUAUACGCCAGGACAAAGAAGUCACUUACCUUCUGUCAGAAGGUGAAAUGGAAAUCGAUGGAGUUGAUAUGAUUGACGCCGAAGCGUCGAGAAAUUCAGGUGAUUUAGAGCUACAUGGAUUGCUAAGUUUUGACCCAAAAGAUUCUGCACAGCUUCAACAGCCGCAGGAUGGUCAGCGACAAUGAAACAGGGAGAGUAGUGUAUGUUAUAGUUGAUUAAUACAAUUCUUUGUCAGAGCUAUGUGCUAGAAUGCUUCAACCACGAGCGCAUCGAGUAUUUGAAGCCGUGGAGGUUUCUAAGUAGACACCUAGUUAGUUAUAAAGUCUAUUUGUGUCCAGAUUCAAUAUUUGAUAACAAGAUCCGAGAAGGCCGAUGGCCAACGUGUACAAUUUGAGCAAACUAGCUUUCGAAUGUCCAGAUUAGGUCUACAGUUUUCUGAAAAGUUUAGUUAGCUGGCCAGGCCUCUUCCACUUACCAUCCCUAGACUUUGUAUUAGAUGGUAAAACUAAAGAAACAUUUCGAUCUCUCUCUUUUGAGCCAUGACAA
Messenger RNA from Marchantia polymorpha subsp. ruderalis, 3491 nucleotides. Lineage: Eukaryota; Viridiplantae; Streptophyta; Marchantiopsida; Marchantiales; Marchantiaceae. The record is from the annotation of a GenBank genome assembly.